Molecule: messenger RNA, 1304 nt
Organism: Rotaria sordida
Lineage: Eukaryota; Metazoa; Rotifera; Eurotatoria; Philodinida; Philodinidae
Source: the annotation of a GenBank genome assembly
AUGUCUAUUAAUGAUGAUAUGUUUGUAUCAGCAUCAAAUGCUUUUUCUAACUUUGCUGUUAUCAUGCAUCCAUUCAGAAAUACUACUAACACAACAACUACACGAUGUAGCAUGAGAUACAAUACAACUGAUCGUUAUGUUCAUAGUGUAGGUGUAGUUGGUAUUGCUAAAAAUAGUACUAAUGCUGAACAUUUUAUAUUUGUUUUUGCUGCCGAAAAAAUGUCGACAAUGACUCCAUAUGUUUGUAUUGGUCAUAUAAUGAAAUCAACAUGUAUCUCUACAGUUCAAUGUACAGAUAUGGGUACAGGAGGAUUUCAUCAAGAAUAUUUUCUUAUUGGUGUUGAUAAUAAUGGUAUUUUUGCUUAUGGUUUUUCAAAUUCAUUUGCAUUUAAAUUGGAUAUUUAUGCUAAUAAUAUUACUUUAAAUGUUUCAACGAAUUCUGUUUGGCCAUCAUUGGGCUUUAUUCUACAUGCUAUGGAUGUAGCUGAUACAUGGGCAGUAGUUGCUGGUUAUGGAUAUUUAGAUGAUGUGAAAAAAAAUUAUGCUGCACUUGGAUGUUUAAUUGAUCUUUCUAUGAUAAUAAAUGCAUCUUGUACGAAUCUUACUUCUGAAACAACAUAUUUAGUACCAUCGAAUGUCAUCUCAUACAGUGAACUUUAUGAAUUAUCAGUUAGUAUUCGUAGUCAAAAAGUUCUUGUUGGAGUGCAUCGACUUUCAACGGUUGUCAUUGUUCGAAAUCUUGGAUCAUCAUUAAAUGUUACCGGUAUAUAUACAUUAUCUUAUCCUGAUGCUACUUCAUUUGGCCGUAUCGUAGAUUGGGCAGAUGAUACAACAAUUGCUGUACUAGUUCAAGAUCCAGAUACAACAUCUUGGUCGAAAUCACAAGUAUUCUUUUAUGAUGAACGUUCAGUGAUGUUGAAUUCUUCUCUCUUUACUUUUCCUAAUAAUCAACAAAUAUUAGGUAGUCGUUUAUCACGUCCAUCUUUUGCUCGAUUCGGCAUUACAAGUGAAGGUAAUAUGGCUAUACUUACAGAUAAUGCUGAUAUUUUAAUUAUUCCUCUUGCUUCUGCUGGUUAUACAUCAAUAUGGAUUGAUACUAUAGAACGUGUAUUUGCAUUCUAUUUUCAACCAACACUUUGUAUUGGUGGAACAUAUAAAAAUCGUUCAAGUUUAGGUCCAUGUCAAAUUUGUCCUCCACGUACUCGAAAUCCUGGUACAUUUGAUAAUGCAGUUCUUCAAUGUAUACCAUGUUCGAACAAUUCAUCAACUUCAUUUUGUCCACUUGCAUCACUAGUUGAUAUUGA